AGUUUUUGAUGUUCAGAUGCAGUAGCGAAGGCUGUUAUAUUUUCUAUGAUUUUGUUUACAUGUAGGCUUUGUGUGCCUUUGUAUAUAACAGAAUGUAUGGAAUUGUUGAAGAGUAUUAGCACUAGAACAUUUAUAUCGGAACGUAUAUACUUCGAAUAUUGUAAGAAUAAUGUGAAAUAUGAAAAGUAUGUGAAUUGGAAUUAGCAAAUUAUAUAUUGACGUUAUAAAUAAUAUAUGCAGUGUUCUGAAAAUUGAAAUAUAUAUUCAAAACGCACAAGUGUAUGCUUUUAAAUCCACAACUAAAUGUGUAAGGGUAUAAAUUUGAAGUGAGUAGAGAAAUUUCUGUGAACUAUAUUGUAUAAAUUUCUGACAGUCUCCUUAUAAUUUCAGAAAAAAAAGUUACAAUAAUUGUACUUGACUAUCUGAAAUAAAAAUUGAGUGUGAUGAAAUGAGUUCUGGAGCAGCAGGGACUCUUGGGAGUGAGAACUCCGCAGGUGGUGGAAAACCUUACAAAAGAAAAAAGUCUUCUCUAGGAGAAACUAAAAUUGCUGUGCUUGGAGCUGAAGAUGUUGGCAAAAGUGCCCUGUCAGUGCGUUUCAUAACGAAGAGGUUCAUCGGAGAAUAUGACCAAUCGACAGAAUCAAAGUACAAAUAUAGGACGAUUGUGGAUGGCGAGGAGAUGGCAUUCGAAGUUCUUGAUACACGAUCUGUGAAUGAGGACUGUGGAGUGCGAGAGGAUGUUCUACGGUGGGCGGAUGGAUAUGUUUUAGUUUACUCAAUGAUUUCCCGGAAGUCAUUUGUGAUGUUACAGGAAGUACAAAAGAAAGUUGAAGAGUUUCGAAAAGGAGCAAGUAUACCAAUUGUUGUGAUUGGGAACAAAGCUGACCUUGCACAUAUGAGACAAGUCACACAAGAAGAAGGACAGACAUUCGCCGAGACAUUGGGGUGUCCGUUUCUGGAAGUAUCUGCUUCUGAAGACGUCACCAAUGUCACUGAAGCUUUCCAUUCUCUAUGCAGAGAGAUCGUCGACUAUAAACGACGAUCAAGGACUUUCUUUGAACGGGUUUUCGGUGCAUUUGGCAAAGAAAAGGUUUCCUCUUGAUCAAACAUCUUGUAACGAAUUUAUCUAUGACAGUUAGGCGGCCAUGCUGUGUAACCUGAAUGAUUUUGCUGUAAGGUAGCAAUUGAUAAAACAUAUGCAGACACUGGAUUAGUAGGAAUUGCAUAAAGGCACAGAGCGGAGAGUGAUUCAAACGCAUAUUUACUAGUGCUAUUACGUUUUUUACACAAUCAAGAAACGUUUUAUGCAGUAGUCUAGAAAUUUAAACAUAUCUUGAGUAAAACAUUGUGGGCUGAUGUAUCAUUCGUGUUCAUUGAGCUGUAAUGAGCAGUAUUAUUUUUAAUAAAUUGAACUAACAAUAUAAUACUCAUAAAGAAGUAUCAUUGUGUUUAAUGUCGUGAAAUACGUAUGUGUUUUGUGAUUGUUUUUAUAGUUAAUUAACUCUCGUUAUGACAUUUUAAAAAAGUCUCAUCAUUUUACUAACCUUUAAUUAAAUAUUAAGAUCAUAGCUUCAUCUAAAAAUACAUUUAUACAGAGGAAACUCAUUUUUGUCGCACACAAUGUCAUAUAGAAAGAAAAUCUUCUUAAAAUUUGAGAGAAGCUUUAAAUUAAAGAAAGUUAUUAUCUUGAAACAAACAUCAUGGUGUUUUAUUUUAACUGAAAGUAAUGUUAUUGCGUCGUUUUUAUUCAAGUUGCUCACGUCAACGAUUAAAAUUCACUAACCGUGAUCUGUUGAAAGAAAAGUGUCAUUUCGUCGCCUGAUUCUUAUAGUGCUCUAUCUCCAUUUUUUGAAAAAAUGAGAUUUUUACAUCAUUUUGUUUGUCUCGCCGAGCUCUAUCGUUCUGGAGCAAGAAAACGUAACUUUUGACGUCAUAGAGAAAGAUCCUGCGUAAUACUUUGCUCCAUGUCCUCUGUUUGAAUGUAACAGUAAUGAUUAAAGUACUCUAUCUCCAUGACUUAAAGCACUGUAAUGUUAAAAAUUAUUCUGACCAAUCAUACACAUAAACUAACAUCAUGUGAUCAUCAUUAGACUUUGUAAAGGAGUGCUCUAUCUCCAUUUUUAACUUAAUCCAGAAUUGCUCUAACUCCAUUUUAACCAAUAGAAUGCACAGUUACAUGCAUGUGAUCACAACAAAAUAUGGCGGAUAGGCAUAGUUGUAGCAUGUUUGAAAUAUAAUUAGAAUGCCUAUCUACCCGACAUGCAUAGGUGAGAUUGCUUAUACAGGUUAUUUUAUCAUUUUAUUACUUAUACAAACACAUAGCAUUGUCAAUUAAGCUAUAGGCAAGAAAAUACAUGCAAGACUUGCAACAGACCUGUAUUGAUGUGUAUUUCGGAUAGAAACUAUUUUCGUCAUUCUGAAGCUGAUUCUUAAGAAAUACCACUAAAUAUAACAACGGUAUUUGCAAACACGUUUCCGAGAAGCAAAUUUGUGAUAGUAAGUUAUUGUCUAUUAAGAGCAGUAUAAAUAAAACCAAAAACAGAA
Messenger RNA from Mercenaria mercenaria, 2544 nucleotides. Its product is annotated as ras-related and estrogen-regulated growth inhibitor-like. The coding region runs from base 449 to 1102 and encodes 217 amino acids. Gene Ontology annotation, molecular function: GTPase activity; GTP binding. Lineage: Eukaryota; Metazoa; Mollusca; Bivalvia; Venerida; Veneridae. The record is from RefSeq and is a predicted model, not a curated record. The transcript has 4 exons.